Rhizophagus irregularis DAOM 181602=DAOM 197198 is the source of this 1316-nucleotide messenger RNA. RefSeq lists its product as uncharacterized. NCBI's taxonomy places the organism in Eukaryota, Fungi, Glomeromycota, Glomeromycetes, Glomerales, Glomeraceae. The record is from RefSeq and is a predicted model, not a curated record.
AAAAACUAAAAGUUAGAGAGGUUGAUUACAUAGAAACAAUUUAUGUAUUAGAAAAUGAUGAAAAGAAAGAACGUACUGACACCCUCAUUCUUCAAGAUGCUGGAAUGGAUUCAUGGACUCUUUAUAUAUCAUCUAGUUCGAAUUUACUCGAUGUUUCAAAACAUAUUGUUAAGAAUAUUUACAAAGUAUCUAAUUGGAAAGAUGUUGGCUAUUUCAAUAUGCUACUAACUUCACCUUUAUUAGUUUUGAAAGAAAUGGGAUAUCCAGUUGAUCGUAUCUUGCAACAGCGUAAAUUACAAAAUAUAGCAGAUCAAUUAGAAAAUGAGGUUAAAUCCGAUAAUAAUGGAACAUCAGCAAACCAUAAUCAUGAUAAUUAUAAUAAUUUUAAUUCAUUAUUUUCUAAUAAUAAUAAUAACUCUCGACCACGACAAUCAAGAGGAACAAAUUCAGUUCAUGAUUAUAAUUUCGGAUCUAUUUUUAAUGGUAUAUCAAAAAAUAAGAACACAAAUUAUGAAAAAGAUAAGAAAUCAUUUAUUCUUAAUCUUAAACCGAACAAUAAAUCAGUAAAUAUUACUACUACUACAACAAAUAAGACACCAACAAUAACUUCUGAAACUACUCAAAUUUUACAAAAUCAGUUACAAAAUGCUGUAGAAGCUUGUCGUUCUAAUGCAGGUGUUAUCAUUAAUCAAAAACGUAGUACCGAAAUUGUCAAUGUAAACGAAGAAAGUCAAAUAAAUCAUUGCGAGGUCAUACCUGUUUAUUCAUUAUCCCAUAUUAAAACUAUACAAGAAAUUAAAUUUUAUCUUCCUAAAAUUCGGUCAAUGUUUCCUCAAUUAUAUGAUGAAGCUUCAUUAAACCGUUUUGUUAAUUUGUUAAGAGAUCUAGCAAGUGUUUUUGGGCUUUCGACAGCAACUAUUCAUAUUUUUUAUGAUGAAAAUGCAAGUUCAAUCGCAUUUAAUAAUAAUGGAGAAUUGUUUUUCAAUCUAAAAGUUUACACUAUAUUACAUGAUGAAGAAUGUAAGAUUAAACAUACAAUUUAUGCUAUGGCAUAUUGGUUUAUGACAUUAUGUCAUGAAUUAGCACAUAAUAUUAUUCUAUCUCAUAAUUCUGGACAUGAAUAUUAUUUCUCAUCAUUUGCAGAAAUUUAUAUGUCAAAUUUCUUAGCGUUAAUAGAAAGUCGAGGAAUUGCUUUUAAACAUAAUAACGUUCAACAAAAUUUCGGCCAGAUUAGUUUUAACAAGUUUGGCUGGUAUUAAACAAAUAAUUGGUUUAUUUUUUUCAUAAAUUAAGUUUUAUAUUUUUUGUAAGUUUUG